Molecule: messenger RNA, 696 nt
Organism: Auanema sp. JU1783
Lineage: Eukaryota; Metazoa; Nematoda; Chromadorea; Rhabditida; Rhabditidae
Source: the annotation of a GenBank genome assembly
AUGCUCUUCAAGUAUCUUCUGUUUCUCUGUCUCGUCUCGUUCGUGAAUGGAAUGAUCGAAGGAACGGAAGAGUCGUAUAAACCGGAAAGAUAUGCUACUGUCGGAUACCCUGUCUUGGUUGAUGGCUUCGCCGUGGACGUUCAACAGAGAAGUGAUGGCACUGAUGAGAUAGAGGAACUGCCAGUACCUUCCUUGGCCCAUAUAUAUCGUGGAAGAUUCCGACGAGCUAUUCAAGACCCCAUUGCCGAUUUUCUAGAUGAAAAAGCGGCGAGCGAUGUUUUCAAAGAUAUUCAUCCUCCAGCACCUCCAAAAUUCUCCGAUUUGCAAAACAAUCCUAACUUCGACUCAGACUCAGACUUCUUGUUCGAUGAUAGAAUUACCGUUCGACCCUCAGUUCCAACUUCUACAGCUAUGCCCCAAGGACCACCGCCAACUUCUCCGAAUUCAAACACUGGGCGAGAAAUGAAGCCGUUUGAUUUCAAUGUUGAUCCAGAUUUUCCCGUGAAUGCUCCUAGAGCUCGGGGCUUGGUAAACAUACCUGAAGGAUGGAACAACGACAAAACCGUUGAUCAGGAAUUCCGGCAAGGAUUUAGAUGGAAUUUCAAUAACUUACCUGCACAAAGUCCUGCGAGAACAUUCGAUAUAGGACUGGCCGGACGAUCACUCGAUCAAAGCUCAGUACAACAGGCUAGUUAA